AAUCAGCACCUGCGAGUGGAGAAGGGAGGAGAUGCUCUCUCCCUCUCUCCCCCCCGCUUCUCCCUCCCCCCUUUCCUCCCUUUCUGUAAACCACGUUGAGUUUGUAGCGCUAAUUAAUUUUUCCAAAGUCUGGGAGGGCUUCGCUGCAAUUCGGGAUUCCGCUGCUGCUGCUGCCGCUGCUGCCGCCAUCAACGGCCCUUCUUCGCCUUCCUCCUCCUCCUCUUCUCCCUGCACCGCAGAGCCCAGUUGCGGAGGCCCCUCGGCUACAAUAAAAUGUUUGACGGCUCCUUCCUGUCUCUUAUAUCUCCCCUUCUGUUGCGGCUGCUACUGGUGCUCUGCGGACCGGGCACCCAUUCAGUCAAUGCGGACCUGGGUGUGAUGAUCAUCCCGGAGCAGGUGCCUCUUGACAAGAUCCCUUCCCUGCAGGUCAGAGGGAUCCACUCUGAGGAGCGUAGGAGGCGACGCUCUGUGCCUCUGCAGCCUGAAGAAGAGGCCGAGGUGCUGAUCGUCCGCCUCCCCGCCGGGCUGGGCUCCGACCCAGGCUCUGACAUCUACUUGAACCUUCGCCGAAAUGGGCAGUUUUUGGCACCGGGUUUCUCCGUGGAGGAAAUUGGCGUGGGCCGAAGCAGCCGCCGUGUGGACUUGGAUCGCCUCUGCUUCUACACAGGGCACGUGCUCAACCGCAGCGCAGACUCCUUCGCUUCCCUCAGUGCCUGCGGCGGGCUGGUUGGCUAUAUCCAGAUUGGAUCAGAACAGGUGCAGAUACAACCAGUGAACACUUCUGAGACCUCGUUUCAUGGGAAAGAGCACUUCAUCAGGCACAAACGGGCCAUCAGAUCAGCACAUCCCGGCAAGUCGGAGAUCCCAGUUGAGCCCUGCAGAGUUGUAGCAGAAAAGAAGAGGCAAAAAAAGGCAAAGCUCACCAAUGACUGGAGAGAGCGGAGGAAUGCUAUUCGGCUCACAAAUGAAUACACAGUGGAAACACUCGUGGUGGCGGAUGCUGAUAUGGUCCAGUACCAUGGGGCAGAUGCUGCUCAAAGAUUCAUUCUUACUGUGAUGAACAUGGUGUACAACAUGUUUCAACACCAGAGCCUUGGAGUUAAAGUCAAUAUUCGAGUGACUAAGCUUGUCCUUCUUCAAAGCCGUCCUGCCAAGCUGUCCAUUGGGCAUCACGGGGAGAGGUCCCUGGAGAGUUUUUGCCAUUGGCAAAAUGAAGAAUUUGGUGGCGCAAAAUACCUUGGAAAUAAUCAGGUGCCGGGAGCACGAGAUGACACCCCUCCAGUGGAUGCUGCUGUCUUUGUCACCAGGACAGAUUUUUGUGUCCACAAGGAUGUGCCCUGUGACACUGUGGGAAUUGCCUAUCUUGGAGGCAUCUGCAGUGCGAAGAGGAAGUGUGUUCUUGCAGAAGACAAUGGGCUGAACCUGGCAUUUACCAUUGCUCAUGAAUUGGGACACAACAUGGGGAUGAGCCAUGAUGAUGACCACUUGUCCUGUGCUGGAAGAUCUCACAUCAUGUCCGGAGAAUGGGUGAAGGGAAGGAAUCCCAGUGACCUAUCCUGGUCUUCCUGCAGUCGUGAUGACCUUGAAAAGUUUCUCAAGUCAAAAGUUAGCACCUGUUUACUGGUAACAGACCCACGGAGCCGUUAUGUUGUGCGACUUCCUUACAAACUUCCAGGAAUGCACUACAGCGCAGAUGAGCAAUGCCAGAUUCUCUUUGGAACCAAUGCAACUUUCUGCAAAAAUAUGGAGCAUUUGAUGUGUGCUGGUCUCUGGUGCCUUGUGGAAGGAGACGCAUCUUGCAAAACCAAAUUGGACCCUCCUCUGGAUGGCACAGAAUGUGGAGCAGACAAGUGGUGCCGAACUGGGGAGUGUGUCAGCAAAACUCCCAUCCCCGAACAUGUAGAUGGAGACUGGAGCAUGUGGAGCCAGUGGAGCAUGUGCAGCAGGACGUGUGGGACCGGUGCCAGAUUCAGACAACGCAAAUGUGACAAUCCACCCCCUGGACCCGGAGGCAAAAACUGCCGUGGCACGAGUGUCGAACACACAGUUUGUGAAAACUUGCCCUGCCCCAAAGGGGUGCCCACAUUCCGAGACCAGCAGUGCCAGACUCAUGAGAGGUACACCAACAAGAAGAAAAGCCUUUGGACUGCUGUCAUCAUGGAUGAUAAGCCCUGUGAACUUUAUUGCUCCCUGUUUGGAAAGGAUUCCCCUGUGUUGGUGUCUGACAGGGUAGUUGAUGGUACACCAUGCGGGCCUUACGAGACUGACCUCUGCGUUCAUGGCAAGUGCCAGAAAAUUGGCUGUGAUGGGAUCAUCGGAUCAGCUGCCAAAGAAGAUCGUUGCGGCAUCUGCAAUGGAGAUGGCAAAACCUGCAAAGUAGUGAAAGGAGACUUCAACCAUACUAAAGGGAUGGUAUCCAAUAGUCAAUGUAAGAAGGUUUCCACGUGUGUGAUGGCAAAGGCAAAGGGAGUCCCCAAGUGUUUCUCGUGUUACAUUGAAGCAGCAGUGAUCCCAGCUGGGGCUCGACGGAUCCGUGUGAUGGAGGAUAAACCUGCCCACAGUUUUCUGGCUUUGAAAGAUUCCAGUAAGAAAUCCAUUAACAGUGACUGGAAAAUCGAACUUCCUGGUGAGUUUCAGAUUGCAGGAACCACUGUUCGGUAUGUGAGAAGAGGUCUAUGGGAGAAAAUCUCAGCCAAAGGACCAACUAAAAUACCACUCCACUUGAUGGUGCUGUUAUUCCAUGACCAGAAUUAUGGGAUCCACUAUGAAUACACCAUUCCUGUGAACUACUCUGCUGAAAACAGAAGUGAGCCAGAUCAUCAUCAGGACUCCUUGUACAUAUGGACCCACAGCGGAUGGGAAGGUUGUAGUGUGCAGUGUGGAGGAGGAGAACGUAAAACCAUUGUGUCCUGUACACGGGUUGUUAACAAGACUAUGAUACUGGUGAACGACAGUGCCUGCCAGCGGGUGACCCGUCCCGAGCCUCAGGUCAGAAGAUGUAAUGUGCACCCCUGCCAGUCAAGGUGGGUGGCUGGGCAGUGGAGCUCUUGUUCUGCAACCUGUUCCAAAGGCAUCCAGAUCCGAGAAGUGGCAUGUGUCUAUCAGCUGCAGAAUGGCACCUAUGUCAACACUAGGGAUCUUUACUGCCUCGGCCCGAAGCCAACACCAAUACAAAGCUGUGAAGGUCGAGACUGCCUUUCCAUAUGGGAAGCAUCAGAGUGGUCUAAGUGCUCGUCCAACUGUGGGCAGGGGAAGAAGAAGAGAACUGUCACAUGCACCAACCCCCAAGGGAAGUGUGAUUCAGCCACUAGGCCGAGGGAUGAGGAAGAGUGUGAGGAUUACACGGGCUGUUAUGAGUGGAAAACAGGAGACUGGUCCAAGUGCUCCUCAACUUGUGGGAAAGGCCUUCAGUCCCGCGUGGUACAGUGCAUGCACAAGGUCACGGGUCGCCAUGGCAACGAAUGCCCUGUCCUCUCCAAGCCUGCAGCCUACCGACAGUGUCACCAAGAGGCCUGUAACGAGAAGAUCAAUGUGAACACAAUUACCUCACCAAGACUUGCUGCUCUGACCUACAAGUGCACAGGCGACCAGUGGAUGGUAUACUGUCGCGUGAUUCGGGAGAAAAAUCUCUGCCAGGACAUGAGGUGGUAUCAGCGCUGUUGCCAGACCUGCAGAGACUUCUAUGCAAGCAAGAUGCAACUGAAAAGUUAAUGACACCCGCCUUUUGCUCCUUUAGGGUUUUACAGCUCCUAUGUACUGCUUCAUACAAAAUGUGUCAUUAACUUAUGGAACUGCCUGCCACAAGAUAGUGGCAAUAGCCACUUAGCUUAGAUGGCUUUUUUUCUUUUUCUUUUAAAGAUUAGACAAAAUUCAUGGGGGGGGGAGG
Podarcis raffonei (Aeolian wall lizard) is the source of this 3886-nucleotide messenger RNA. RefSeq names its product ADAM metallopeptidase with thrombospondin type 1 motif 17 (gene ADAMTS17). Gene Ontology annotation, molecular function: metalloendopeptidase activity. Lineage: Eukaryota; Metazoa; Chordata; Lepidosauria; Squamata; Lacertidae. Gene Ontology annotation, biological process: proteolysis; extracellular matrix organization. The record is from RefSeq and is a predicted model, not a curated record. Gene Ontology annotation, cellular component: extracellular matrix. Bases 274 to 3711 code for a protein of 1145 amino acids. The transcript is spliced from 24 exons.